This is a messenger RNA of Asterias rubens (European starfish), 1648 nucleotides long. RefSeq names its product RNA-binding motif protein, X-linked 2-like. Bases 161 to 1372 code for a protein of 403 amino acids. Gene Ontology annotation, cellular component: precatalytic spliceosome; catalytic step 2 spliceosome; U2 snRNP. The record is from RefSeq and is a predicted model, not a curated record. Lineage: Eukaryota; Metazoa; Echinodermata; Asteroidea; Forcipulatida; Asteriidae. The transcript is spliced from 5 exons. Gene Ontology annotation, molecular function: RNA binding. Gene Ontology annotation, biological process: mRNA splicing, via spliceosome.
AUUUCGCAUCUGGGUUUUAUUUUCGGCUUUACAAAAAUGGCGGCGCGCUAGGUAGGAUCAGAGUUCCCCCUUUGAAUAAACGUUUAUUUCAUCAAGUAGAGACACAAUUUUAAAUGAAAGGGUUCCUUCCAAGCUAGAGAGGCUUCCAGGAUUGUCAAACAUGAACCCGCUUACUAAUGUGAAGAACAUCAAUAAACUAAAUGAAAUUGAAGCAGAGUUGGGCCUAACAGGCGGCAAGACAUCGUGGCAUCAACAAUAUAAAGACAGUGCCUACAUAUUCAUCGGCGGUCUGCCCUUUGACCUCACUGAGGGUGACAUCAUCUGUGUUUUCUCCCAGUAUGGUGAAAUCAUGAAUAUUAAUCUUGUGAGGGACAAGAAAUCCGGGAAGUCCAAAGGUUACUGUUUCUUGGCCUACGAAGAUCAAAGGAGUACAAUACUGGCUGUAGACAACCUCAAUGGCAUCAAGAUUCUUGGUAGAACAAUCCGCGUGGAUCACGUCAGUAACUACCGUAAGCCCAAGGAGGAUGAAAAUGACGAUGAAAUCACUCUGAUGUUAAGAAAAGAAGGAUGUGCUCCCAAGACACCAUCUCCACCUGUAUCUGAAGAUGAGGACACCUCGAUGAUUCCUCAUAAGAAACCGAAAAAAGACCGCAAGUCAAAGUCUCACGACAAGAAGAAGAAAAAGAAGAAGCACAAGAAGAACCCCUCGAAGCAAGUGGACAGUUCCGACUCGAAUUCCGAUCACACGGAUCAGGGCCAGGGUUCACCAGUACCGAUACGCGUCAAGCAAGAGGUCGAUCGUGGUUAUGAGGCACAACAACAGAAGAAGAGACCGAUCCAGCAUGACGACAGACACUUCAGAGAUGAGAUGCAACAGAGAGAAGAUGAGGAGCGCCAAGGUAGAAGGACUGAGGGCUCACAAGGCAAACACAGACAAGAUGACAGGGGUCGAUUCCAAGACUCCAGCAUCGCUGAGGGACGGGGAGAUAGAUGGAAUGAGAAAAACUCUGAUAAAAGAGAAACUCAAAAGUAUCACGGAGGAAGAGUUCGUGAUCAAGGAAGCGAUAGAGAGAUUGACAGAGAGAGAAGUCGAAAUCGGGAAAGCCGUCAGGAGGAUGAAACGGAUAGAGCAAGGGGUCGACAAAAUUCAGACCGGGGUUCCGGUAAACCGUGGGAGGCCAAGCUGGAGAUGAGAGGAGAAACUGAAAGAGAUAGAUACAGAGGUAGCGAUGAGACGUACGGAGAACGGCAGAGGGACAAGCGCCAAGACCGGGACAGAUCUGAUGAAAGACAAGAAAGAUACUCUCAUCGGGAACCUGAGAGGAAGUCUUACAAAAGCAGUGGAGCAAGAAGAGACGAUUCAAGGCGAUAAAUGAAAUAAACUUUUUAUUUUACAAUUAAAUUCUUGCGUUUUGUUGAAAAGACAUGGAUAGGAAUAACUCAGAUGUGGGCUGGGAGCAUCUUCUUUGAUGGAACAGGGUAAUUUUUCACUUUGCCAAGGGCACUUCCAAUGGUAAUUUGUUUAUGUCAGCACUAACUUCCACCGCUGGUUUAUAUAAGUCAUUGUAGUUCUCACUUGUCUAAUAAACUUGAAGAAUGUCAUAACAUAGAUUUAUGUUUUUGUCAAUAAAAUGUGUAUUGGUUCCUA